This is a messenger RNA of Aspergillus alliaceus, 995 nucleotides long. RefSeq lists its product as uncharacterized. Bases 459 to 677 code for a protein of 72 amino acids. NCBI's taxonomy places the organism in Eukaryota, Fungi, Ascomycota, Eurotiomycetes, Eurotiales, Aspergillaceae. The record is from RefSeq and is a predicted model, not a curated record. The transcript is spliced from 2 exons.
UUGCAUCAACCAAUUAGUUCGGAUUCUAACCGUAAGUAGCUUAAAAUGGAUCUACUGAGCAUAUCUCAUCUAUAACUUUGUCUAUCCUCCAUCUUGGUUGGUGGCUGAGGCGGGGUACUACCUAAUAGUACUCUGUACAUGGACUAACAAUCAAACGAUCGGAACAUGCUAUCGUUUGUCAAUGAUACAAGCUUGCGUCCUGCAUGCAUGGGAAUAAAGCAGGGGAAAAAGAAGGAUUGAAAAGCAUUGAAAGGUUACGUGGUAAAUAUGAACGGCAGUCAACCAAGGUCGUAGGAUCAAGAUCCUCCACUCGCUGAGGUCAUACCUGCAACGAGAGAAUCCUGUUAAAGCAACGAUCGCUGGCCGAAGUGCGCGUCAAACCCAACGCUCCAUCCCCGGCCGGUCCGUAGGUUAAAACUGGACGGUAGGAAACCCUAGGGCUGUGGGCCAUAUACUUUAUGUCGUCGUUGCAAGUUGCCACACUACAAACGUUGUCCAUGCCGUCCAUGACUUUUCCAUGUCGCUCAGGUACAGUAGGUAGACUACAUGCGUACUCCGUACUGUACAAAAUUACCAAUAGUACUUGGUACUGUAUGUAUGUACCGUUGGGGGAGGGUUGUCUAAUCUGGUGGAUGCCAAAGGAGAAAAUAUGGAUUUAUCACUGUAAUCGAAAUUGAAUUCCAAUGACUAGUCAUGUGAGUUUGUCUGAGAAAAUUACGCUAGAAGUACCGAAAUAUUCCUUGAUUCCGUGGAUGUGGUCAGGUACCUUAUUCGAAUGCGGAAUUCUUUUAUUUUUUAUUUUUUUUCGAAAUGCCGCAUCUUCUCCUAACUGCUGCUUUGCCAUCAAGAUUCAUUGCCACUCGGAGUAAAAGGGGUGAAAGGGGUAUAUAAAAAGGGGUCAAAUACAAUAGUAGCUCCGACAUACUCCAAUCAAGAUGCCGACUUAGUAUAAAUAGUACUGCAUAGUGUCAUGUUAGUUUACUUGCAAUGUAACU